AUGCCAACUCUCGACCCUGUUAUGUUGGUUUUACGUAUUAAACACGUUAUAAUGCACCUGUAUAAGGUGGCCUGUGCAACGUUAUAUGUAACUAUAGAUUAUAACUGGAUAACCGUUUUUGUAAGAAUGCAAGGGGUAUUUGACAAUGGUUCAAAAUUAGCCAGGACUGAGUUAGGAAGUUUCAAGAGAGUAACUGAUACACUCAGGUUUAUAUUAAAACUCUCCGAGUCGAUUACUAACGUUCCUAAUUGCCGGUGCAAAUGUCCCCUCCCCAUCACUUUUGUUAGUCUUGAAACGGGGCUUUUAAGAGGAGCUAAAAAUGUACUCACCUCAAGCCUUCAUCGAGCCACACGUGUUGGCUGGGCUUGGGCCACUGCCUGCUUGCUCUUCUUGUGCUUAAGAUAUGCUAGCAAGUCCGCCAAUCCAGUAUGGUCUUUUGAGGGUUAUGGCAAGCUCAUGGCUGUAAUAGGUUCCCUCUCAGCGGUUUGGCUCAUUUAUGAAAACAGUUUUUUUCCUGCCCUCAGACCAAUAAACGCUAAGCAGUCUUUUUCGAAACUUUCUUGGGUCCUUCCCAGCUUGGCCUAUGGAUCUCUACAGUUUCUUGUUUUAUGGCUCUUCACUAAUUACAGUGUUCUCUGCCGAUGGGCCGGUGUUGAUCCCACCUACUUUGGGCCAGGAGUUAUCUUGACUCUGUUCUUUGGUUUUCUAGCCGGCGGCCUCCCUGCUCUGAGUAAUCGAUUACGCGCCUUCCUUCACCUUAUUUUUGGUUUUACCGGAGGCGCGCUGCUUUAUUACGCAUCUCCUCUUCUUUCGUACUUGGGGGGUUUAGCUGUAGCUCUAUUUGUGGCAUCAUCGUGGGCGAAGGUUUUAGAGGGCGUUCAGUCUUGGGCUUUAUACAAGGGAAGGUUUUUUCUUUUGGCGCAGUCCUGCCUGCUGUUUUUAGAAUUUACAACGGUUUGGAACAUAGCUUAUAUGUUUUUAGGAAUAGGUGACGCAUUUCGGGAAGCUCCCCAUUACCCACUCUUUUUUGCCAUCCUCGUUCUUGGUUUCAACAACAUUUACUCUAGUGUAGAGUGCUCUCCAGAGCCUUCUGGCAACCGUCACAAUAUUAAAAAGGAAGGCAGCGUAGAGUUGUCCUAUCGCUCUUUUUCUUUAGAGGGGCUAUUAUGGAUGACUAUUUUCUUUUUGCCCUCAUUUAUGGCUUCCCUUCUCGUGCGCAGCAGUCCAGCUCUGACUGUAUCUAACCCUCAUCGUGUUUUUGACAAGAGCGAACGCAUUAAGGCUAUGGUUUGGAAUGUCCACACAGGAUAUGACAAUUAUGGAUUUGACAACUAUGUGAGCGGUGUACGGUUAUUACAAGACAUGGAGGCUGGAAUAAUUGCCAUCCUCGAGAGCGACCAGGCUCGCUUAAUUACCGACAACCGCGAUCAAGUCGAGUACUUUGGUGCAUCACUCGGUUUUCCUUAUUACCAUUAUGGCAUCAAAACUCGUAUGUGCACGUGGGGGUGCGCAUUACUAUCUCUAUAUCCAAUAGUCAACAACGCCGCGACUGUUCUCCCCUCUCCAAAAGGAACUAAAUCUUGCUUGAUUGAUGUCGUAUUAAACGUGAGUGGAUAUGAAGUCUCUGUUUUAAUUAGUCACUUUUCAACGGAGGAAUUUCCCGAAGACUUGGAUAUGCAGAGCUCAGAACUUGCAAAGAUAGCAGCUGCCAAAACGAUGCCUACAAUAGUCUUAUGCUACAUAACAAGUGCCCCGACCUCGGAUAAACGCAAACCGCCUCAUAUGAAGCAAAAUUAUGAAAAACUUAUUAAAGUAGGAGGCUUAAAGGACCCCGACCCUGAGGACUUUGAUAGAUGGUGCCAGUAUAUUUUUUAUAAGAACAUCCAGUGUUUAAAUUUUUACCACGUCAAUACCUUCUUUUUAUCGGACACGGAGGCUCUUGCUGCUGACUUUUCCCUUAAAUUUUCUUGCCAUGAGAAGGAAAAGAGUAAAUGCCAGACUUCUUAUAAACCGGUAGUCGCCAAGGUGUACGACUAUGACAUUAAACAUAGAAAACUGGUAUACAAGUACAAUAGAAGCAGAUUAUAA
This is a messenger RNA of Zophobas morio, 2088 nucleotides long. RefSeq names its product PGAP2-interacting protein-like. Bases 1 to 2088 code for a protein of 695 amino acids. Gene Ontology annotation, biological process: GPI anchor biosynthetic process. The transcript is spliced from 23 exons. Lineage: Eukaryota; Metazoa; Arthropoda; Insecta; Coleoptera; Tenebrionidae. Gene Ontology annotation, cellular component: endoplasmic reticulum. The record is from RefSeq and is a predicted model, not a curated record.